Messenger RNA from Triplophysa rosa, 1995 nucleotides. It is a transcript of the gene ttll9, whose product is annotated as tubulin tyrosine ligase-like family, member 9. Gene Ontology annotation, biological process: protein polyglutamylation; microtubule cytoskeleton organization. The coding region runs from base 86 to 1390 and encodes 434 amino acids. Gene Ontology annotation, molecular function: tubulin binding; tubulin-glutamic acid ligase activity. Gene Ontology annotation, cellular component: cilium. The record is from RefSeq and is a predicted model, not a curated record. The transcript has 14 exons. Lineage: Eukaryota; Metazoa; Chordata; Actinopteri; Cypriniformes; Nemacheilidae.
CUCGGUGGUUGGCAUGACAACAGACACACUACGGGGCUAGUAGUCUCACUCAGGUCGUUUAUUUAGGCUACUUGUGUUUUCAGUCAUGUCCAAAAAUAGGACAGCUGCACAUAAAGGUUACCAGAAGAAAAAGGAGGGGGAGGGGAGAAGCUGUAUAAGGUACAGAUGUGGUCUGACCAAUACCAUCCAGGACGUCCUUAACCACAGACCAGGCUGGGUAGAGCUUAAAGAAGAUGGCGAAUGGGACUUUAACUGGUGUGAUGUUGGCUGGCUGAGAGAAAACUUUGAUCACUCUUACAUGGGGGAACACAUGCGAAUAUGUCACUUCCGCAACCACUAUGAGUUGACCCGUAAGAACCUGAUGGUGAAGAACCUAAAGAGGUACAGGAAAACUCUGGAGCGGGAGUCAGGCCGUUUGGAGGCGAGCAAAUGUGACUUUUUCCCCCGUACAUUUGAACUGCCAAGUGAAUAUCACAUCUUUGUAGAAGAGUUCAAGAGAAACCCAGGGAGCACGUGGAUCAUGAAGCCAGUGGCAAGAUCACAAGGGAAAGGCAUUUUUCUGUUUCGAAAACUUAAAGAUAUCACAGAUUGGAGGAAGGACGGGACCCGAUCAGAAGAACAAAAAGAUGAGGCUCAAGUUGAGAGCUAUGUUGCUCAGCGUUAUAUUGAGAACCCGUACCUCAUUUCUGGAAGAAAAUUUGACCUCAGAGUCUAUGUUCUUGUAACAUCAUAUGUUCCUCUGAAGGCCUGGCUUUACCGUGAGGGUUUUGCACGAUUUUCCAACACAAGAUUCUCGCUCAGCAGUAUCGACGAUCAAUAUGUACAUCUCACCAAUGUUGCCGUGCAAAAAACAGCUCCUGAUUAUGACCCUGAGAAGGGUUGCAAGUGGCAGAUGCAUCAGUUGCGGCGGUAUCUGACAGCUAAGCAUGGUUUGGACACAGUGCAGACUCUGUUUAAAGAAAUUGACAACAUAUUUAUAUGCAGCCUGCUUAGUGUACAAAAGACAAUCAUCAAUGACAAACACUGUUUUGAGUUGUACGGAUACGAUAUAUUACUGGACCAGGAUCUAAAGCCGUGGUUGAUUGAAGUAAACGCCUCACCCUCCCUCACAGCCAGCAGUCAGGAAGAUUUUGACAUGAAAUACAGACUGCUGGAAGACACCCUGCACGUUGUAGACAUGGAGGGCCGUCUGACAGGCAAGGAGAAGAGGAUCGGAGGAUAUGACCUGAUGUGGAACGAUGGACCUGUCUACAAAGAUGAUGGCCUGGAGGCUCUGGGGGGUUCUUACCUUAUAGCAAAUACACACCUCGGCUGUGUGAAUGACCGUGAAAAGCAACUUCAGCAGAUUUUAAAGCCUUUCCCAGGACAGAAGAAGCACUGGCGGAUCUAGGGGUGGCCCCAGCUGACCCCAGUUGAAAUCUUAUUGGCCCCCUGAAGUGCCCCUGUCCUCUCAGGGCCUCUGUGGCCUACACCUGUGCGUUUUGGUCGAUCGGAUCACAAGUGAAUGAAUGAGGCAUUUAUAUAGCGCUUUAUUGUGUAUUGCUAUACACCCAAAGCGCUUUACAAUCAAAUGAGGGCGGUCUCUCCACAACCACCACCAGCGUGCAGCAUCCAUUUGGUUGAUGCGACGGCAUCAAUGGACGACGUUAAAUACAGGUGUAAACGGGUGUGAAACGUUUUGAGCUUGUCGACUUUCUACCACUUUCUACCACAUUCGACCGGAUUGUGUUUGUGGUGUAGACGCUCAUGUUUGAAGGCGUUCGAGCAGCUACAAAAGACCGCCUACUCUCCGUCUCAUAUCUGUCAUACUGCCAUGUUGGACGGAACUGCACCCUGGUUUUUCACCUACUGUUGCACUUGUGUAUAUGGUUGAGUGACAAUAAAGGGAUUUGAGUAUUUGGUCAUACCAAAAGUAUGUUUAUAAGUAUAUGAAACGUUUUUGUUGUGUUGGCUUACUUACUGACCUGUACUCAUCUCUGUUUAUCAUUAAUAAAC